AGCUCCGCCCCUGGACCUUCCCGUGUAUUCUAUUAACUAAAGAUCAAACUCGCGCAUUUUCUGCGUGCAAGAGCGUUGAGUUGCUGGAGGCAGGAAUGGAGGUGCAGGCAGGAGAAAGCCCAAGUUUUUUAAACAAGCCAACAGUGAACCCAGCUAGAGCGAGGCUGGGCUUCUGCGGCGCGGUGUUCAUCAUGCUGAAGUCCGCUCUGGGUGCUGGACUGCUCAACUUCCCCUGGGCUUUCUCUCGAGCUGGAGGAGUUCACGCUGCACUCACAGUGGAGAUCUUUUCUCUCAUAUUCCUCAUUAGUGGACUGGUGAUCCUGGGCUACUCUUCUUCCAUCAGUGGCCAGAGCACAUACCAGGCUGUGGUGGGUCAUCUCUGUGGGCCUGCUAUCGGCAAACUGUGUGAGCUCUGCUUCGUCUUCAAUGUCUUCAUGAUCUGUGUGGCCUUUCUGGUUAUACUGGCAGACCAGCUCAAGAAAUUGAGUCUUUCCAUGUAUGAGCUAAUCACAGGUUCAGCUGGAAAUGCGAUGCCUCAUCAUUGGUACACAGACCAGAGGUUUACUCUUUUCCUUGUGUGUCUCUUUGUUAUUCUUCCUCUCUCAGUUCCUAAAGACAUUUGGAUACAGAAGUAUACCAGCGCAUUAGGCACAGUAGCUGCCACCUAUUUGACUGUAGCCAUUCUAGUAAGAUAUUACACAAGAACAAUCCCUGAGGGCCUCCCAUCCCCUUCAUAUAAAACUGGGAUGGGCUUUUGGGCUUCCAUUUUCAGUGUCAUCCCCACUAUCUGCUUCGGCUUUCAGUGUCAUGAGUGCUCUGUUGCCAUCUACAGCAGUUUGGAGAAUAAGAAGCUCUCCAACUGGGUUAUGAUCUCAUUAUUGUCGAUGUUCAUCUGCUUUAUUAUCUACACGCUAACUGGGGUCUAUGGGUAUCUCACUUUUGGGAGGAAUGUUGCUGCUGAUGUUCUGAUGUCAUACAGUGGACACGAUGUCCUUAUGAUCAUUGCACGAUUACUCUUUGGGGUCUCUAUUAUCACCAUCUACCCCAUUGCUCUUUUACUUGGAAGGUUAGUGAUUCAGGAUCCAUUACUGCGGCACAGACAGAUACAGUCUUCUGAGACCUGCAUCAGAGUUGCCUUGACUGCAGUGUGGAUCAUCAUCACUCUUUUUAUUGCUCUGUUUGUUCCAGAUAUCAGCAAAGUCAUCAGCAUUAUUGGUGGCAUUAGUGCAUUUUUCAUCUUUGUCUUUCCAGGGCUUUGUUUAAUAUUUGCAAUGCAAUCUCAGUCAAUAUCAGGAAGACUAAGGUGGAUUUUAACUGCAUGGGGAAUGGUCACAAUUUUAUGUGGCACAUUCAUUUUUGGCCAGAGCAUUUUCUUUGCCAUUAUGCAGGUCUUCCAUAAGCUAUGAUUUCUGCUAGCAUUUGAAAUGCUACCUCUAAACAGAAAUCAAUUAACCUAAUUUUACAAUGCAUUGCUCAAUAGUGUUAAUUUCUCAAUGUAAGGUAUUGUAUUAAGCCUUAGUCUUUUGUAACUAUCAAUGUUUAUGUCUUUUUUUUUUACCCUUCUUGUAACCAGGGAUAGGCAGUAUUUAUGGUACAUGCACGUAUUUCAAUUACAAAAUAGGAUUUUGUCAUUUGUAUUUGAUAGGGUUGAUGAAAAUGGCUUUAAAUUUUUUUAUUUAAAUACUUCAGUGAUUUGUAUUUUAAAUUUUUUUUUUAGUUUUAUAGUUUUUAUAGAUUUAUAGUUUUAAAACACUGUAAAAUACUUUGUAAGAAGUCUACAUGAUAACAUCAUAAAAAUGCAGCCUCAGAUUGGUGCCUACUUAGUAGUUUGCCCAGACAUGCUCAAAUCAGAACAGAAAAUGUAUCCAUAUGGAAGAAGGUAUUCAAGGUAAAAAACUUGCUUUCAUACUGGUCAUUUAAUCAUUGUUGAAAUGCUAAAAUGUUUGUUUUCAACUUCCAAAUAGGUGUCCAAUGACUGAUAAAUAAAUAUUUGAUUGCUGAA
Silurus meridionalis is the source of this 2002-nucleotide messenger RNA. RefSeq names its product solute carrier family 38 member 8a (gene slc38a8a). Lineage: Eukaryota; Metazoa; Chordata; Actinopteri; Siluriformes; Siluridae. The transcript is spliced from 10 exons. The record is from RefSeq and is a predicted model, not a curated record. Gene Ontology annotation, molecular function: amino acid transmembrane transporter activity. Gene Ontology annotation, biological process: amino acid transmembrane transport. Bases 96 to 1406 code for a protein of 436 amino acids.